This is a messenger RNA of Diabrotica balteata, 6481 nucleotides long. NCBI's taxonomy places the organism in Eukaryota, Metazoa, Arthropoda, Insecta, Coleoptera, Chrysomelidae. The record is from the annotation of a GenBank genome assembly.
AUACCGAAUUUGUGAACAAUGCAGUUGUAUUUCGAUUUUUAGAGUGUUUAUUUCCAUGUUCGUACUUUUAAUUAAAUGGUAGUAACGUGGAGAUUAUUCAUACAGACAAUUUAGGAAUUACAGUGAAAUGACAGUGGAUUGUUAUCUUUAUUAUCGAUAAAAUUCAUUCAGGAUUUGUGAAUUUUUAGUGUGAUAAAUUGCAAAAAUGUCCAAGAACACGCUUUUGAGAAACAGAUUUAACGAAAAAGCACCGCCUAGAAUCUUCACAGAAAGCAAGUAUGAAAAGUCAAAAUUCCAUCGUCCUAUGCCCUACGUCCACUUCUUAGGUCUCCUAUGUUUAAUUCUUAUAGUAUUUUCAUUAGUAAUAUUUAUCGAAAAACAACUACCAUUAGCGUUAAAAAUAGAAGAUGAACACAAACACACAGACACUUUUAUAGCAGAAAGGGCGUACAACGUUUUAAAAAAUUUAACAAAAAUCGGCCCUCGGAUUGCGGGCAGUUACGAAAACGAAGUUCUGGCAGUCAAUGUGUUAAAACAUGAAAUUGACAGUAUCAUACAGAAUGCCAACGAAAAUCAUGUGAUAGAAUUAGACAUUCAGAAGGCAUCCGGCGCUUUUAACUUGGAAUUUCUCGAUGGAAUGACUAAUGUUUACCAGGACGUACAAAAUGUUGUUGUUAAGAUUGGAUCUAAGAUUAAUUCGCCGCAUAGUUUGCUUAUUAACUGCCAUUUUGAUUCUGUCUUCGACAGUCCAGGCGCUAGCGACGAUGGGGCAAGUUGUGCCGUUAUGUUAGAAAUAUUAAGAGUUCUUUCGAAAUCGACGAAAAUUUUGAGGCAUAACAUCAUAUUCUUAUUUAAUGGCGGAGAAGAAAAUUUCAUGCCUGCUUCGCACGGUUUUAUCACCCAACAUAAAUGGGCAAAAGAGGUGCGUGCCUUUAUAAACUUGGAAGCAUGCGGAGCUGGAGGAAGAGAAGUGUUAUUCCAGGCUGGUCCCAAUCAUCCCUGGAUCUUGGAAACUUACUCCGAGGAAGUGCCUUACCCCUAUGCUUCUUCCUUAGCGCAAGAAAUUUUCCAAAGUGGCAUAAUACCUGGAGAUACUGAUUACAGGAUCUUCAGGGAUUUUGGAAACCUCUCAGGUUUGGAUUUCGCAUGGUCAGCGAAUGGAUAUGUCUACCACACUAAAUUCGACUCGGUAGAAUACGUCCCGCUUGGUUCUCUCCAGAGAACCGGUGACAACAUCCUAGCCUUAGCCAAAGGCAUGGCCCAGGGUCACCAACUCUCUGACGUUAAGAAAUACCGAGCGGGAAAUCUUGUAUUCUUCGAUUUCUUAGGAGCGUUUGUUAUAAGAUGGCCUAUGCUAGUCGCUGACAUAGUUAAUAUAUCGUCUGUGAUAUUUUCGUUAUAUUCAAUUUACGGCAACUUUAGAAGUGCUGAAGUUACCGACGGUUUAAAGAGAAAAAAAUACACCAAAAAGCUUGUAGGCUGUAUGUUAGCAGUUUUUCUUUCUUGGAUAAUAUCCGUGAUAAGUACAUUAGGAGUCGCCGCCCUAAUCAAUUGCUUAGGUCGUACCAUGAGUUGGUACGCCCGCCCUUUAUGGAUUUUCUUUUUGUACGUGAUACCCACUCUAGUCAUUUCCAUGGCAACAGUAUUAUAUCAUGCCAAAGUGUACAAUAAGGACAUUGAGAUGUCGCCUUGGACAGUGUUUCAAUUAUAUUAUGACGCAUAUCAGUUACUAUGGACUCUAGUGCUAUUGCUAGGUGUAGCAAUUAGGUUGCGUUCCAGUUUUAUAGCUCUAUUAUGGGUAUUUUCAGCAACUUUAGGAAACAUAUUUAAGUCUUUGUUGUUUACUAGAUGGAGAGGCUCAAAAUGGCUCCUCCUCCACAUCUCUGUAUUCGGCCUUCCGUUCGUGCAAUGCUUCUAUCUUAUCAUCGGAGCCCUGUAUCUGUUUAUACCAAUAACUGGUAGAUCCGGAUCAGGAAGUCACGCGGAAUUCGCAAUUGCGGUCCUAGUAACAUCUAUGUUCGCUAAUUUAUUCACUUUCGUAGUGCCAUUGGGGAUAUUGGUGAGAGGUAUCGAAAGGAUCUUCAGUCUGUUGACCGGAUUAUUCCUGUUAUCGUUGGCCUUAUUGAUACUUACGCCUUUAGGAUUCCCGUACUCUGGAGAACCGGGGGCUUUAGCCCCGCAAAGGUUUAUGAUUGCGAACACCCACAGAACAUUCCACGAUGUAACAGGAAAAAUCCAAAACGAGUCCACGGGCUAUUGGAUCGCCGAUAUGGACGUUAACAGUCCACAUACGGUUGACCGACACGUUCGUGAAAUGCAAAAUGCAGAAUUGGUUACCAAAGACUGCGAAAACUAUUUGUAUUGCGGACUACCGUACCUUGUACCUGUGCUAACGAUGAUAUGGAAAACCCAUUGGCUGCCUGGACCUCCACCUGUGCUUCUUAAACCCGUCAGUAUGAAUAUUUUAAAUAGAACAAAGACUGGCGUCGGCGAAAAAGUUACUAUCAGAGUUGAUGGUCCUACACAUAUUGGAGUGAUGAUUUCUCCAGUACUCGGAGUCGAAAUUACCGAUUGGAGUAUACCCACGCAAGAACCUUUGGCCGGUCCUCUUUGGAACGGUAGAAAAACCUACUUCAUCUAUUAUGCCUACGGUCUGGAACCUGUGCCAAUAACAGUUACCAUAGAUUUUAAGGUACCAAGUGAACACAAAGGACCUAUAAUGGACCUGGCGGUGACAUCCCACUACCUUUUCGGUCCGGGGAAAGCUACGAAGGAAUUCAAAAAGUUCAUCAACGAAUUUCCAUCAUGGACGGCUAUAAAUUACUGGACGGCCUCGUACGAGUCGUGGAUCAUUUAGAAAAUAUAUAUAAUUUAACAAUUAAUAAUGAAAUUUUAAUGGAAGUCAUUAAUUUAAUAUAUACGGGGAUAUUGAAGAGGUUAUACGAGGUGUGGCUGUAAAAUAAUGAAACUCACGCUGAAUUGGAAGUCUUUCUGAAAACUUUUUCAUUGUAGCUAUAUGUUUUACCCUUUGUGCAACGUCGACGAUUCGUCGAUUAUUAUUGGGGUUAAGACAAAUUUGACUUUAAUGGAAAACAAAAAUUACAUGGUGCAAGGACAGGAAAGAAGUUUUUGCAGAUUUCUCGGUUGUGAUAUUUGUUGUACAAUUUUUCCACUAAUUGCAAUCUUUCCUCGACAAUUUUGAAGCAUGCGCAGUUCUUUUGUGUAAGUUUUGAUAUCUUUAUUUUACAGCCACACCUUGCAGCUAAACCUACUGAAAGCCUACUAAAGAGCAAUUAUCAAUUUAAUUGUGCUUUAUUUCAAUAUUUCAACAACUUUAAACAUGGGGCCGAGAGAUGCUCAGAUAAACUAAGAUUUGCGUCGAUUCAGUCGGUUUGGCGUUGGUUAUAUUGCUCUGUGACCCCCUAGUACCUUCUACUUAAUUUUUUUAUACAAAAUUACUAUUCUAAUAGUUAAAAUUAACAUUUAAAAUAUGCUUGUUUUGAAGCAUAACUGUUUACUUUUUAAAACAUCUCGAAACGAGAUAUUCGGUUGAUUAGAGUAAAUUCGGGUUGUUUUUAGCUUAAAUAAACUUUUACCUGUUAUUCCAAGGCUCAGUCUGAUAGUAUAUACUUAGAUUUAAGUAUACGAAGAGUUUUUAAAGAUAUUUCAGACUUUUGUAUAUAUUAAGUGAUUCAUUAGCGUUCCUAUGUUAUAUAAUUUUUAUUUUAUUGCGCUUGUUAAACUUUUAGAAAGUCUGCAAAUAAACAACAACGCUGCAAGUUUUUGUACAGGUGUCUUCCCUUUUAUUGGCUUAAACCUACGUAAAAAGAUGUUUUGUGUAGAACUACUAAUUUUUUUCCACAAUUGGCUUUGUCUUUUUCUAUUGUACUUGUAUAACCACCGUCGUAUAUGAUUUCAAUGUUGUAUCAAAUUAGGCAACCAGUAAUUCUUUUUGCUGCUGUGAACAAAUAGAACAACAAAUAGCGAUGUAUGCAACCAGUACUGCAGAUCAGUGUUUUGAAGAAAUAUGGAACAAAAAAUGUUAAUUUUGACAAAAUAGACAUAUUGCCACAUUUUUCAUGCACAAAUUUUAUCAAAAUCAAGCGUUUUUGUUUAUUUAUUGUCGAACUACAUUCAGCAAUUUCAAAUUUCCAGAUUGAUAAUAGUCUUGGCGUUUUAAAAUAUUCUGCGAUAAAUUCUACUGUUUUUACUUUUAGACAUUUUUAACUCUUCAUCUUUAAAUGUUAUUUUAGCCGUAAUUUUAGUUUUUCUAAAUUAAAAAUUACUUUAUUGACGUGCCAUAUCGUGUAUGCGCAAUAAUGUCCAGUCCAUUCGCUCACGUGAGUCUAAAGUGAAUUUAAAAGACAAAAAGAUAAAUCCUAGGGUUGUGCAAGGAUUUAACCAAAAAAUGGAGAAAUAAUACCAAAAAUAAUUCUCUUCUUCUUUGAGUGCCUCUCCUAUUGGAUAUCAUUAGGGCGAUUCUAAUUUUAUUUACUGCCGUUUUGAAUAAUUCGUUAGUGGUACAGCCAAACCACUCUCUUAAAUUUGUCAUCCAGGACAUUCUUCUACGACCUGGAUUUCUGAGUCCUUGGAUUUUUCCCUGCGUCCAAAAACAGAUAGAAAUGUAUAAAAGAAAUUAAGCUACUAAUGACAGGAGACCAAGGAACACAAGCAUACAAGGAGGAAAAGGAGAGAAGCAAUGAAGCUAAUGUUAACUGAUAGCAAAGCAUGUGCAAAAGGCAGAAAAUUAAAUGAGGACAAAACAAAAAAUAUACACACAAAAUGAUCAAAUUAUGGUAGAAAUAAAGCGACUAUAAAUGACUAAAACGGAACAAAAAUAGGCGAUAGAAAGAUGGAUAUAAGUGUAGAAGGAUAUGUUACAAGUUACACAAAAGUAAGGAAACUAGACGUAAAAUGAAGAAAACUACAGAUCAGCUGAAGCUAACGAUAAGGAUAAAAAGACUAAAAAGUAGACACAAAAAAAGAAAAGUGUGGAAGAACUCAAGCCAAUAAAUGAGAUAGAAGUGACAGGAAACCGUUGUGAAGUAAGCGAAUGACUUAGGCGAAUGAAUGACACCGAAUGAAUGAAAUAUAAAAAUAGGCUCAAAAAAUGGAAAGAUAAGGAAUAGUUGGCAAUAAUUUUAUAUGGAACGAAACCGUGCAAAAUAGGCAGAAAAAGAUAUACGUGACAGGAAAGUCUUAAAAAUAGGGGAAAAAAGUGAAAAAAUCAGUAAAUUGGAAGAAAAUAGUAUUGUAAGUUAUUGGAAAAUUUACUGAAAAUGAUGGAAAAUAUGAAAAAAAAAAUGAAGGGAUACAUAGAAGUCAAUAAAAAAUAGGCUGAAAUAAGUAUACAAUAUGGAAGCAAAUAGUCGAAGAAAUGGAACUUGUAGAAGAAAUGAGUAAGUAGCAAAUGAGAGAAAUAGAAAAUAGGCUCAAAUAUGGGGAAAAUAAGGAAGAAAUAAAGUUAAUAACACUAUUAAAGUACGGGAAAUAAGCGGAAAAUAAAGAAAUGUAUGACAUAAUUAUCACUAGUCACAAGUGACAGAAAUACAUAGAAGAAAUAUAAUUAAGGUUAGCAUGAAAAGUAGCCGAAAAAGGAGAAAAGUAUCAAAAAAGACGCGAUAGAGAAAUAAGAGAAAUAAAAAUGGAAAUAUAAUAAAAUAGACAAUUGGCCAAAAUUGGGAGAUGAUAAAACCGACAUAAGAGUUAAAGACCAAAACUAUGUAGAAGAAAUGAGGAGAAUGGCAAGUGAUAGUAAAAUAUGGAAAAUUAAUAUAACAUUGAGGAAAAGUGAAUCUGAAUAAAGCUAAUUGAAUGACAGCCGUGGAAUGAUAAGUACAACCAUAGAAAAUAGACAGAAAAAAAGAGAGAGAAAAAAUAAGUAAUGACAAUUGAAGUGUAUACUUGGAAAACGUGAAGUUUAGGACAAAAGUAAGGAGGAAAUAAACUUAAUGACAAUUAAUAGGAAAGAAUGGAAAAAUAGGCGGCAAAAAGGAAAAAAAAUAUGGAAACAAAUCGAAGACAUGGAAAUGGAAUGAAAUAGACAAUUGACCGAAAUCAGGAGACGACAAAGAAGAAAAUAGGCACUUAAAAGAAAAUUGUGUGAAAAAAUGAGAAAAAUUACGUUACAGAAAACUAGCGUAAAUGUGCUUACAAUGCAGGAAAAAUGAACAUGAAAAAAUCUAAUUAAAUGACAGCCUUGCUGUCAUAAGUGAAUGAUAACUGCAGAAAGUAGGCCUAAUGGAAUGCAUGGAAAUCGUGAAGUUUAGGACGAAAAAGUAUGGAAGAAAUACAGUUAACGACAAUUAAUAGCUAAGCAUGGGAAAAUACGGAAACAAAUAUGGAAGAAAUGAAGCCAGAACAAAACCAGACGAAAACUAAUGGCCGAUUGACGGAAGAAUUGCAGAAGAAAUUCUAUUAAUGACUUCUUCUUCUUCUUAACGUGCCCCAUCCCUAAGAACAUUGGCGAUCAUCAUGGCCC